Molecule: messenger RNA, 1038 nt
Organism: Emericellopsis atlantica
Lineage: Eukaryota; Fungi; Ascomycota; Sordariomycetes; Hypocreales; Bionectriaceae
Product: heterokaryon incompatibility protein-domain-containing protein
Exons: 2
Coding region: 1-1038 (345 amino acids)
Source: RefSeq, a predicted model, not a curated record
AUGAGUAACACGUACCGACGCCUAGACCCGGCCAAGCAGGAGUUCCGUCUCCUCGAGGUGCAAGCCGCCCGCACACUCGAAGAGCCCGUGGAGUGUCGACUGAUCACCGCCCGCCUGACCGAUGACAUUGACUUUAUCGCCCUCUCGUCCCUCUACGGGGACAGGGAGGAGAUGGACAGAAUCUGGCUGAGCGGGCGAAGUGUAGCGGUGCCAAAGCACCUGGUCUCGGCACUGAAGCAUAUCAGGGCCGUCUUCUUCCCCACCGUCUCGAAGCGAUAUCAACGAAAACCAGCGAGGAAGCCGCAUGGAGCGCCGAGAUGGCUGCGGCAGCUGUUCGGGCUCUCGAGCCACAAACUUGAAGACGAGCCGCCACGCAGUCUUCGGAUCUGGAUGGACCUCUUGUGCGUCAACCAAAGAGACGAGGCCGAAAAAUCGAAACAGCGGACCGACAUGAAGGCCAUCUACCGCUCGGCCGAAUUGGUCGUUGGCUGGCUCGGCGACAAGCAUCCUCACACCGACGUCGCGAUGAACACGCUGGCCGAGAUAGAAGACGCAAUGCCCGCCAAAUGGGGCGAUCCUGGCGACAGGGAGAAGCAUCCAGAGGAUUAUGCGCCAACGCAUCGCUGGGCAGCAGGCAUUGCCCACAUCUGGACGGAUGCACCAAAAGGCAUGAUCCCCUUUCAGAUGCCACACUGGGUCGGAUGCAACGACUUUAUGGGGAGGCCGUACUUUCAACGACGGUGGAUCCUGGAGGAGAUUGCCAUGGCGAAAUAUCCUACUUUCUUGAUUGGGGACAACAUUGUUCCCUGGAAGCAAGUUCUACGGCUGAACAGGAUGAUGGAGGAAUUCAAGAACUACCCCUCCAAUGUCUUCCCAAGGGAAUAUGCCGACCUGAUCGCCGACCUGCCCCUCGAGACGGCGCACAAACUGCUCGACGAGUUUGCAAAGCGCGAAGCGCUGGAGGAGGCCAGGUUGCUGAAAGAAUGCGGGCAGUUUGAAAGCCGAGGAACCUCCUCGACACGUUCGCACGAUGGCUGA